ACAUUUGAGGCGCUCCAGGGAUUUAGCGAGCAUGCCCAGUGGCCGAAGCGCUGCCUAGAGGAAACGGGUGUACAUUCGAGUCAUACCAAGCAUAGCCUGCGUGUCAGUGGCAGUGCAGUCGACUUACAGCGGGCUGUGAGGAGAACUGGCGCAACCCUAAGUCCCAUAUGAAAUAAUUUUCAGUCCAGUUUAAUCGCUAAAACUUUUUCUUAAGUCUUUCGAAAGUCGAGUAAACACCUUUCGCUAAGGUACACAACCCUUGACGGGUUGAAAUAAGGCUGAGCCACGAGAGAAGUUUAAAGGCUGGGCCUUUAGCUUGGAGGACGACUUCUGAACGCUCGUACUCACCCUCUCAGCGCUUGUGUCGAAAGCAAAAAAGCUGGGCUUUUUGCUAGCUUGAUAAAUGCUUCUUACGAAGAUGGACCUGUUGAACUACCAGUACUUGGACAAAAUGAACAACAAUAUCGGCAUUUUAUGCUACGAAGGCGAGGCCACGCUGAGGGGGGAGCCCAGAAUGCAGCCCAUAUCUCUGGCACCCGUAGUCAGUGGCCACAGGACUGGACCUCCUCCCAUCAGCCCCAGCAAGAGGAAGCACAUUGGGGACCAGGCUGACGAUGACCUUGACUGCAGCAACGAGCAUGUCGCCAAGAUGAGCCGGCUGUUUGCCUCGCAGUUGGGCAAGCCUGCCAACGGGGACUACCGCAAGGACCCCCGGGAACGCAGCCGCAGCCCUGUGGAGCGUGCCGCUGCCCCACCUGCCCUCAGCCUCCAUGGGGGCCAAUUCUAUGCCCAUGUCCCCAGCCUGGCUAUGGACCAGCCCUUGGCACUGACCAAAAACAGCAUGGAUGCCGCCCGCACUGUCGCCAUCUCACCCACCGUCAGCCCUGUCGAGCGCCAGCAGAAUCGGCCCUCUGUGAUCACGUGUGCCCCAGCGAACAACCGCAACUGUAACCUCUCUCACUGCACUGUGUCUCACAAUGGCUGCUCACCCAUCUUACCGUCAAACUACAGGAGGCCCUCCAACACCAACACGACUUGUGACCCUGUGAUCGAAGAGCACUUCCGCCGCAGCUUGGGGAAGAACUACAAGGAGGCAGAGCCGGUGGCGAACUCUGUGUCCAUCACAGGCUCGGUGGACGACCACUUUGCCAAGGCGCUAGGUGAGACCUGGCUGCAGAUCAAGGCCAAGGGCAGCUCCUCAGGAAGUCCUGACUCCUCCCCAAAUAGUCACAUGGUCAACCACAAUCACUCCCCCUCCCUCGUUUCUUGAAAAGAGGACCAGCUCACCACCCAUCCCCUACUCUCCACCCCUGUCCAAACAUUUUCACUUUCGAAACAACCAUGCAUGUUUUAGCUUGGCUUCAAGCAGUGCUAGUGUAUAGCCAUGUACAUAAAAAAAGAACAGCAAGUUGCAAGUUUUUUUUUUUUUUUUGGUUAUGUCGUCUCAUUUUCGAUUUUUUUCCUUUUCAUUCUUUAAAAAAAUAUAUGUAUACAUUUUUGGAUGCCCACACAUUUUAAACGAUUAACUAAAUGAGCAGGAUGCUUUUCUUCCUCUUAAGAAACGAGUCAGCUAGCAUCCUAACCACCUGUCUCCGAUACCAAAGAAACCUCUGAUGCAAACAUUUUGCCCUUUGACAGAAAGCCAUUCUUUUCUUGCAGCUAAAUUAGUACUUCUUUCCGUCUUGCACCAGUCGUUUUACUUAACAUAGCCCCCUCCCCCCAUACUCACCCGUUUUCAUAUGUGUAUACUUGAAACAGAAGGCUUUGUCUGAUUUUGCACUAUUGAUGGUUUGAGGUAAUACACUAGGGCGUUGAGAGUUUUUGUUUUGGUGUUUUCUUGUUCUAAAUGUAAAAGAGGGCAAACUGCUGACAGCGAUGGUUAGGUGAUGUUAGGUGUUACAUCAUUGUGGCAAGAAAUGAUAUGGGGGGGAGAUUCUGGUUAGAUCCCUAGGUCUUGUUUCAGUUCUUUCUAUGGUUGGUGCGGACAACUGAAUGGCAUCACUUUUAUAUAUGGGCAUUUUUGUCAUUUGUCCCCUCCCCCAAGCACUGUGGUUUUGGUAGAGUAGAUAAGGUUUUAAGGGUAAACUAUUGCUUACCAGUGCAUGUGUUUAAAAUAGCUGGUAUCUAUUAAUAUGUAGACAUUUCAUUCUUAAUACUAUUAGCCUUUUCCUCAGAUUUUAGUUUAUUUUUGUCAGUAACAAUUCUAGAUAAACUUACUGCUGGUACAGUUGUACUCAAUAUUAUUAUUUUUUAUUCAAUAUUCAUUGUGGUAGCAGCAAAAUACAGAGGACAGCCUCCGGACAGGCCAUCUAUAUAUUAACAGUUUGAUUUGUAUGAUAUUAAUCCCGUGGUACAGGAUGCUAUUAGCGUUGUGCAUGACUGAAAAAAUAUUUGCAGCUAUAGAGAGGUCAGCAUGAGAGUUGACAAUCUGCGGAAAAUAUCGAGAGCUAUGUUGUGGUUUGUUGUUCUAUCCCCCUCUGGAUUUAGUGUCUGUGUUUAGUGUCUUGGCAUCAUAUUGGUUGGCUACAGCUAUUGCAGCUGAUCUCCCUCCCUUUUUAAACAAGCAACCUGUACCAAGGUGAGAUACAUUCCUCCAAUAGGGAUCUUAGUACAGGUCAUGCAUUUAGCUCUCAUUUUCAGCAUAGCUAUGAACUAGAGACUUUGUUGUGACAAGAGGUUGCAUAUAGAGAUGAUGCUUAUACUGAGGCUUUGCUCAUCUUAAGCUUGCCUGUACAUUCCAUCACCCCAGUGACAUCAUUGGACAUGCACAAAAUUCUGAAGAGUAAAAGGAAAAAAAAUAGUUUAAGAAGAGCUUAGUUCCAGACAGCCAUUGCUAGUGACAAUUUCCUGAGGAGCUCUCAAAAUAUCCUAUUUACAAAAGUACUCCACAGAUUAAACUAUUUUUCACUUUGUAGUUUUCUUGUAUGUAUAUGAUAAAAAAAAUAAUUGUAUACUGCGUUAGGCGAUCAUAAUGUCUUUGUGCAUGCAUACAGAUGGGGGAAAGGGACUCUGUGUCCUGAGGUCAAUAUAUAUACAUUUCACUACCAGUCUACUAGGUAGGACACUCACUUUGUUUUGACACACAUUUACCCUACACACUGUGGGUAAAUCACUUAAUGGAAAAAAAAAAAAAAAAAACCUUUUUAUAUAGUUAACUAUAAGACCAUCAUUACGCUGUGCGUAACGAAUGUACAGAGAAAAAAAAUCGUAGGUAUUUUUUGAGGAACAAUUAAUUUGUUAAUGAUAUGUAGCUAUUUAAUUUUUCCCUGUCCUUUACUGUAAUCAUGCUUCUUUUUUUUGAGAAAAAAGUUGAUCUUUUUCAUUCGUAGAUUUGUCUGUUUAUGGUUAAAAGUGCAGGAACACAAUUAUUCUAUGAAAACACUGCGUCAUAGCCACUUGUAUAUCAUUUCUAAAGGCUACUGACCAGUCUUGAUACAGCUAUUAACACAGGGGUGUUUCAACUGUCUCUGGAGGCAAUUGAACAAAAAGUUCUCAUCUUUUAGGCCACUUGCCUGGGAUGAGGAACUCCACCCCAACCUGACCGGUUGACAAUUUACUGCCGAUAUUCUCUAUUGAAACAGUAAAUUUGAAGAAGCUGACUUACGCUUCCAAAAGAAUGAACACUAGAUACAAAUGUUCAAAAAUCCUUCACUGCAAACUCUAGUGUACUUUGAACACCCCCAAAUGGUUUGUAAAUCUGUAUUAUAUCAUCAUUUUGUGGCCUUGGUUCUCUUCAAUUAAAACAAAAUUGGCAGGCCAUUGUUUUGUACUUAAAAGUAGCCUCAAUGAACAAUAAAGUGCUCUUAAACCAG
Molecule: messenger RNA, 3812 nt
Organism: Electrophorus electricus (electric eel)
Lineage: Eukaryota; Metazoa; Chordata; Actinopteri; Gymnotiformes; Gymnotidae
Gene: vgll4b
Product: vestigial-like family member 4b
Biological process (GO): negative regulation of DNA-templated transcription
Molecular function (GO): transcription coactivator binding
Source: RefSeq, a predicted model, not a curated record